GGCGGCAAAAGCUUUCCUGCUUAACCCGACGAGAGCUAGGGAUUCAUUGCACGCUCCGUUCGAUUUCUCUUUUCUCUAACCCUAGGGUUUGUUCCUACAAAUCGAAGCUUCAAUAGAACUACUACAAAUUGUCGUCGUUGAAGAGUAUUAUGGAAGUCCAACUGUGAAUGAUAUAUUCAUAUAGCUGAUAUUGUGAGCAUCGUUUCGAUUGAGCUUUAAUGGGAGGAGGACUAGAUUCAUCAGUGGAAUCGCCUAGAAUUAAGCCCAUAAACAAAGGCGCAGUUCACAGAAUUUGUGCUGGACAAGUGAUAUUAGACCUUCCCUCCGCCGUCAAGGAGUUGGUUGAGAACAGCUUGGAUGCCGGAGCCACCAGCAUCGAGAUUGCAUUGAAGGAGUACGGAGAAGAAUCGUUCCAGGUCAUCGAUAAUGGUUGCGGCAUUUCACCUCACAAUUUCAAGGUUCUUGCACUGAAGCAUCAUACAUCUAAAUUAUCAGAUUUUCCCGAUCUUCAAUCGUUAACGACUUUUGGCUUCAGAGGAGAGGCUCUGAGUUCGCUUUGUGCUUUAGGGGAUUUGACGGUAGAGACGAGAACAAAAAAUGAACCUGUUGCGACACAUUUGACUUUUGAUCAUUCGGGCCUGCUAACAGCUGAAAGGAAGACGGCCCGUCAAAUUGGCACCACUGUUACUGUUAAGAAGUUGUUCUUCAAUCUGCCUGUGCGGAGCAAAGAAUUCCAUCGCAACAUCCGGAAAGAAUAUGGAAAGCUUAUUUCUCUAUUGAAUGCCUAUGCGCUUAUUGCAAAAGGUGUUAGAUUGGUUUGCACAAACACAACUGGAAGAAAUGUAAAGGCUGUUGUGCUUAAAACACAGGGAAGUGGUUCUCUUAAGGAUAACAUCAUAGCAGUGUUUGGUAUGAGCACCUUUAACUGCUUAGAGCUUGUAUGCUUAUGUAUAUCAGAUGGUUGCAAGGUCGAUGGUUUUCUUUCCAAGCCUGGAUAUGGCAGUGGACGCAAUUUAGGAGAUCGGCAGUUCUUUUUUGUAAAUGGUCGGCCGGUUGAUAUGCCAAAAGUGAGCAAGCUUGUCAAUGAGCUGUAUAAAGGUGCGAACUCCAGGCAGUAUCCAAUUGCAAUCAUGAAUUUUACAGUUCCAACUGGGGCAUGCGAUGUCAAUGUAACGCCUGAUAAAAGAAAAAUAUUCUUUUCCGAUGAAGGCUCCAUUUUGCGCUCUUUAAGAGAAGCUUUAGAGAAGAUUUACUCACCAAGUCAUGCAAGUUAUUCUGUCAGUAGAUUUGAGGAUCUCAGUCAGGAAAAAAAUAGCUCCAAAUUGGAUUCUCAUCAUCGGGGAUCACAGCUUGCAUUGAAGCAACUAUCUCCGGAUGGCAGUGAUUCUGAAGCAGGGUCAGGGUGUAGUGAAAAACAAUAUGCAGAUGGUGGCAUUCUUCACAGAACAUUCAAAGUACCCCGUAUUGUCGAGGUGGUAGACAAUGAUGAUGAAAAUUCAAUUGGAAAAGACUUUUCUCUUAAGGUCCAUGGAAUUAAGAAGGCUGACAGCUUAUCUGGGAGUUACAAUAGACAACUUACAAAUCAUCUUGAAAGUGCUUCAACUGAUCAACAUGCUUCACUCUGUUUGAGAACCAUAGAGAAAGGCACUUCUGAUAUUAGAGAAUCAUCCAGUCGUCCAAGUACUGUUCAGUCAUCACUUGCUAAAUUUGUUACAGUACAUAAGAGAAAGCUUGAUAGUGUUGGUACAACAUUAACUGAAGUCCCUCUCCUCAGGAAUGGAUGUGUUCUCUCUGAAUCGAGGAAAAACAGUUCUGAAAAUCAAACUGGCUUUCCCAGAUCUCCUUCUGAUUUUCACGAGGUUGGUCAUUCCGAUGAAGUUGAAAAGAAUGAACCUGAGCAUUCUAAGUGUUUAAGAGUGGACAAAGUCUGUAAUGAAACAGAGGUCCCGCUUUCUGUUGGAGGCAAUACCAACGAUAGGGAAUCUGGAGAGGAACUGAAAAUGCAAGAGAAAGCAUUGCCUGUUGAUAAUUCCAUACUAACUGCUCCAUCUAGCAAAUAUAUCGAAGAUGUCAAUGAAGAUCUAGAUGCAGCUACUUCAUUUCAAUCUUCUAGUCCGGCUUUAGAUAUUCCAAUGCCUUCUUCUGGUUUAAAAAUGGGUUCUACCUUGCAAUUUAGUGUUAAAGAUUUGAUUACUAGGAGGCAGCAGAGGCGGUCAAGAUUGCAAUCUAUCAAUUAUGCAAGUGGGAGAAUGAAGAUUAGAGGGUGUUACACUGUUGCAACACUUGAGCUUUCUCAAUCUAUAAAUGAAGCAGGGAAAGCAAGUGCUCUCGCUGCAGCCACAAGUGAGUUGGAGAGACUGUUCAAGAAGGAAGACUUUGGCCGAAUGAAGGUUAUUGGGCAAUUCAAUCUUGGGUUUAUCAUUGGCAAGUUAGAUCAAGACCUAUUUAUUGUGGAUCAGCAUGCUGCCGAUGAGAAGUAUAAUUAUGAGCGUCUGUCAGAGUCGACCAUCUUGAACCAACAGCCUUUACUUCGGCCUUUGAGGAUGGAGUUAUCCCCUGAAGAAGAAAUAGUGAUUUCCAUGCACAUGGAUACUAUCAGGAAAAACGGAUUUUCUUUGGAAGAGGAUCUGCAUGCUCCUCCAGGACACCGUUUUAAAUUGAAAGCAGUUCCCUUCAGUAAAAACAUCACUUUUGGAGUUGCUGAUGUAAAGGACCUUGUUUCGAUUCUUGCUGAUAGUCAAGGAGAAUGCUCAAUGCUCGGUACUUACAAAUUGGACACCUCUGAUUCGGUUUGCCCACCAAGAGUUCGCUCUAUGCUUGCAUCACGUGCCUGCAGAACAUCUGUUAUGAUUGGAGAUCCACUUGGAAGAAAUGAGAUGCAGAAGAUACUUGAACAUUUGGCAGAUCUCAAGUCUCCCUGGAAUUGUCCACACGGCAGACCAACAAUGCGUCACUUGGUUGACUUAACAGCUGUCCGUAAAAGGUCUGAUGAAGAUGAAAUAAGCUUAUGAUGGAACUCUCCAUGGUUCAGUUUCAGGACCCGCUAAUCUUUAACUUAAAUGUAUUAUUCUUGUAAAUUCAUGUAACCCUCUGCUCCCCCCAAACAAGCACCAUAUUUACUGGAACUUUGAAUCGCCCUCAUGUAUAUUUUCGAAUCCUUUUUACUUGUAAGUACAAACCCCAGAGGACAAGUUUAAAGUUGGGGCAGAGUUUCAUCUAAUUAGCCAAGGACUUUAAACCAUCUUCAUUUUGAGAUUGCUUCAUUUUGAAUGAUUUGAUGAUAAAUGAGAGUUAAAAGUGGGAGAUAGGAGCUUGAU
Molecule: messenger RNA, 3317 nt
Organism: Ilex paraguariensis (yerba mate)
Lineage: Eukaryota; Viridiplantae; Streptophyta; Magnoliopsida; Aquifoliales; Aquifoliaceae
Source: the annotation of a GenBank genome assembly